Molecule: messenger RNA, 1542 nt
Organism: Pyricularia pennisetigena
Lineage: Eukaryota; Fungi; Ascomycota; Sordariomycetes; Magnaporthales; Pyriculariaceae
Exons: 2
Coding region: 1-1542 (513 amino acids)
Biological process (GO): RNA polymerase II preinitiation complex assembly; transcription initiation at RNA polymerase II promoter
Cellular component (GO): SAGA complex; SLIK (SAGA-like) complex; transcription factor TFIID complex
Molecular function (GO): transcription coactivator activity; RNA polymerase II general transcription initiation factor activity; protein heterodimerization activity
Source: RefSeq, a predicted model, not a curated record
AUGGCGAGCGCUCCAGCCGCCACCUCCGCGACCGCAGGAGCAGGGCCGGCCGCUAGCGGCACAGCAGCGCGGGUCGAAGACAAUGCGCCCAAGCUGCUGUGGAACACGGAAAACGUCAAGGACGUGGCCGAGUCGGUCGGGAUCCCAAACAUCAACGACGACGCGGUCCGGUGCCUGGCGCAGGAUGUGGAAUACCGCAUAGGACAGGUGCUGGUCGAGGCGCUGCGCUUCAUGCGGGCGGCCAACAGGACGACCCUGACGGUGCAGGAUACGUCGCAAGCCUUCAAGGUCCUCGACGUGGAGCCGCUGUACGGCUACGACUCGACGAGGCCGCUGCGCUACGGCGAGGCGAGCUUGGGUCCGGGCCAGCCUCUUUUCUAUAUCGACGACGAGGAGGUCGAUUUUGAGAAGCUUAUCAAUGCGCCGCUGCCCAAGGUGCCGAGGGAUAUGAGCUUUACUGCUCACUGGCUUGCCGUAGAGGGUGUUCAACCAUCAAUUCCACAGAACCCAACCACAGCAGAGUCGAGAGCACAAGAGCUGAUACCCAAAGGCCCUGGUGCCAACCCCGCCCUCAACGCUCUUGCGGGCAACGACAACCUUGCUUUUCACCCCGCUGUCAAGCAAAUCAUCAGCAAGGAAUUGGUUCUCUACUUUGACAAAAUCCAAGCUGCAGUCCUGGAUGACACGCCUGACGAAGAGGUUGUGCGCCUGCGCAAUGCAGCUCUGGCUUCGGUCAGGAACGACCCAGGUCUACAUCAACUGGUUCCAUAUUUCGCCAACUUCAUCGCCAACCAGGUCACGCACCGGCUGGACGACACCUUUACUGUGCGGCAGAUGAUGGAGCUGACGGCAGCGCUGGUUGACAACUCGAAUCUGUUUCUGGAUCCAUAUGCUGGCCCGCUUUCGGCACCGGUACUCACGGCACUUAUGAGCCGCAAGAUCGGCAACAGCACAAGCACAAGCAAGCAGGAGGAAGGCAGCGGCAGUGGAAGCGGUAGCAGCAGCGUCAACCGCGAGGCGCUGCGCGAACAGUUCCUGCUCCGCGAGUUCGCCGCUAGCUUGCUCGGCAAGAUAGCAAUAAAGUACACGCGCGCCAACCGUCACCUCCGGUCCAAGCUGACUCGCACAUGCCUCAAGUACCUACUCGACCCUACCAAGCCUGCACCCGUCUUGUUCGGCGCCCUGAACGGACUCGUGGCUGCAGGAGGACCAGAGGCCUUCCGAAUCCUCGUGCUGCCGAACCUGCGGGAAUUCGACAGCGGCAUGCUCCAGCCGCUGCAGGAAAAGGCGGCCAGCGCAACGGGAGCGGCGGGCACCGUGGCGCAGAUUGAGUUUGAGGCGCUGGUGGGCGCCAUCAUCAAGGCAAUCAUGUCACUGGUCGAGCACGACCCGGCCGUGCCGAACGGAGUCAAUGGGGGUACGUCGGAAAGUGAAAGCGCCGAGUUGGUCGAGUUCUUAGGCCCGAUCGUCGGUAGGAGGAUUGCAGACAAGGGAGACCACAAGCUGGUGAGGGUUGUGCUUGCGGCGAGGAAUAUCGAAUAG